Alternaria rosae is the source of this 1193-nucleotide messenger RNA. RefSeq names its product glutathione S-transferase. The coding region runs from base 116 to 1111 and encodes 331 amino acids. Gene Ontology annotation, molecular function: glutathione transferase activity. The record is from RefSeq and is a predicted model, not a curated record. Gene Ontology annotation, cellular component: cytoplasm. The transcript is spliced from 3 exons. Lineage: Eukaryota; Fungi; Ascomycota; Dothideomycetes; Pleosporales; Pleosporaceae.
AACAAUUAGCAUAAUGAACGAUAGAUGAACAGAUAACCACAGCUUCUCCUAAUAGAACCUCUUUCUCUGGACGUCUCCUAUCUUCUAUCUCAUCCAUCCAUUCCAUCAACACAAAAUGUCCACCAAAGAAAUCCACAAGUACGGCACCGACGAUGGCUGGCACGGCAUCAUCCAAGAAGGAGGUGAAUUCCCACCCGAAAAAGACAGAUACCACCUCUACAUCGGCCUCUUCUGCCCCUUCGCUCACCGUCCAAACCUGAUCCGACAUCUCAACCACCUCCAACCCUACCUCCCCAUCUCCAUCGUACGCCCGUACCCCAAAGGCGAACCCGGCUGGCGCUUCGACGCCAGCUACCCAAACGCCACCCCCGACCACCUCUUCAACAGCCAAUUCAUGCACCAAAUCUACUUCCGCGACGACCCAGCCUACAAGGGGAAAUACAGCGUGCCUCUUCUCUGGGACAAGAAGAGUGGUCGUAUAGUAAACAAUGAGAGUGCUGAGAUGUUGAAGUGGUUACCACGGGCUUUUGAUUCCGUGCUGGGGAGUGAGGGGGAGAAGGGACGUGACUUUUAUCCUCAGGAGCUACGCGGAAAGAUUGAUGAGAUUAGUCCGUGGUUGCAGUCGUUGGUUUGUGCGGGCGUGUACAAAGCGGGGUUUGCACCGACUCAGGAAGGCUAUGAGAAGGGUGUUGUUCCGCUCUUUGCUGCGCUGAAUCGACUAGAGGAACUGGUGCACAGCAACGGCGGACCAUAUAUCCUGGGCGACAAACUUACUGAAUUGGAUCUUCUGGCGUACCCGACGAUCGUCCGUUUCGACACGGUUUACUCUCAGCACUUCAAAACGAACCUGGGUUCGAUACGACACGACUACCCUGUUUUGAACAAUUGGCUCAAGAAUCUGUAUCAUAAUGUGGAGGGUUUCAAGGAGAGUACGGACUUCAAGCAUAUCAAGGAGAACUAUACGAAGAGCCAUGGUGAUAUCAACCCGCUUAGUAUCACGCCGUUAGGACCGUAUCCGGAUGUGGAGGAGGAUUAUGAGAAGGACUGGAGUAAGUUGAAGCCCGGGAAGGUAGCGCAUCCUCGAGUCUUGGAGGAACAGAGCAAGCUCUGAGAAAACGGCGGCGUGAAAGAGAUAAGUGAAGUUCUCGAGGAUAACGUAGGGAACGAAAACGGUAGAUCUGAGACAGAUUGUG